ACAUCACUAGAGGAGUAUUAUGCAAAAAAUUAAUCCAAAUGCAAUAAAUACUAUAAUUUUUUUGCCACAUGGCAAGCAGUUUUCUAUCCAUCGCACUUUGCUCAACAGGUCUCGUCGCUUUUCCAAAUUAUGGCCUUCUACAUUAUUCUCACUAGGACUCCUGUUAGAAUAAAGCCGACGCAAUUUCCACUAUGUACAAAUCACUAGUUCUGUGUUUCAUUUGAUUUGAGUUUAAA
This is a messenger RNA of Caenorhabditis elegans, 236 nucleotides long. The record is from the annotation of a RefSeq genome assembly. Lineage: Eukaryota; Metazoa; Nematoda; Chromadorea; Rhabditida; Rhabditidae.